Zymoseptoria tritici IPO323 is the source of this 1134-nucleotide messenger RNA. RefSeq lists its product as uncharacterized. Gene Ontology annotation, molecular function: monooxygenase activity; FAD binding. The transcript is spliced from 7 exons. Lineage: Eukaryota; Fungi; Ascomycota; Dothideomycetes; Mycosphaerellales; Mycosphaerellaceae. The record is from RefSeq and is a predicted model, not a curated record. The coding region runs from base 1 to 1134 and encodes 377 amino acids.
AUGACUGCUGUUGAAGGGUAUCAAGACUUUGAUGUGCCGCUGGACUACUUCAAUCCGCAGCCAGAUCACUGCCAACUAGAUGUUGGUAUCGUGGGAGCGGGAAUUGGAGGACUGGCUGCCGCGAUCGCGUUGGCGAAAAGCUCACACAAUAUUACGAUUUAUGAACGGUCCAAAUUUUCCAACGAGGUUGGGGCGGCAAUUGUUGUUGCUCCUAACUGUUCUCGCAUCCUUGACUACUAUGGGUUCGAUUUUGAAAAGGCAGGGGCUACUGUCUUCACAGAGAUGGAAUUCAUCGACGGCUCGACUUUGGCCGUAAACCACAACAUACCGUGCGACCGCACGGCAGAGAAGUAUCACGGCAAGUGGUACGCGCUCCAUCGUUCGGACUUCCACGCUCAGUUGAGAGAUCAUGCUCUCUCCUACCCCAAUGUGCAACUUUGUCUUGACGCAAAAGUCGAGGGAGUGGACACUCGUGGAGUCCUGACAAUGAAAAACGGCGAGGUCGCACACAAGGAUCUUAUCAUCAUCGCAGACGGUGUCAAGCAAGCCUCUAGCGGUACAUUGCAAAACUUUGGGUUCUUCCACGCCGAUGACUUGCCAUUUGACGACGAAGUUUGGGACAUCGAAGCUACUACGGAUGAUAUUCGCAAGGACAGUCAACGCUUGAAUCCAGCCCUCCAAGCUCUAUGCGAGCAUGCUACGCAGCCUAGACAAUGGAGGUUGAUCGAACGCAACAAGCUCAUCGAAAAUCUUACCAAGGACAACGCAGUGCUGAUAGGAGAUGCUGCACACCCGCUGCUGCCGUUCCAAGGUCAGGGCGCCGCCAUGGCUAUCGAAGACGCGGCCGUACUCGGUGUCCUGAUCUCGCAAAUGUCGUCGAGAGCAGAAAUUCCUUCACGAUUGGCGCUUUUCCAGGAGCUUCGCAAAGACCGAGUGUGCGCGAUGCAGAUAUUUUCGAGGCAGCAACAGGAUCACGCUUCCAUGGACGAGGCGGAGAAGUAUGUCAAAGGAAAACUUCCAACAUGUCCGGCAGAGUACCAUGAAUUUGGAUUGCAACCGGAUGUGAUCGCAGAUGCCAAAAUGUUGUUGCAAGAACAUUUUGUGACAGAUGUCAUAAGUCCUUGCGUCCUGUAG